ACGUCCCUCCCAUCGCAAUGCCCCGCCCCUUCCUGCCCUCUCUCCCCUCCCCCUCGCUCCUGGCCGCCAGUCCCAGCGAAGAUGGCGAAGACCUACGACUAUCUCUUCAAGCUGCUGCUGAUCGGCGACUCGGGCGUGGGCAAGACCUGCCUGCUCUUCCGCUUCAGCGAGGACGCCUUCAACACCACCUUCAUCUCCACCAUCGGAAUUGACUUUAAAAUCAGAACAAUAGAACUAGAUGGGAAGAAAAUCAAACUACAGAUAUGGGAUACUGCUGGUCAGGAAAGAUUUCGCACAAUUACAACAGCAUACUACAGAGGAGCCAUGGGAAUAAUGCUGGUAUACGAUAUCACAAAUGAAAAGUCCUUUGACAAUAUUAAAAAUUGGAUAAGGAACAUAGAAGAGCACGCAUCUUCAGAUGUAGAAAGAAUGAUCCUGGGUAAUAAAUGUGAUAUGAAUGAGAAAAGGCAAGUUUCAAAAGAAAAAGGAGAAAAGUUAGCAAUUGAUUAUGGAAUCAAAUUUCUGGAGACAAGUGCAAAAUCAAGCAUAAAUGUGGAAGAGGCUUUUUUCACUCUUGCACGGGAUAUUAUGACAAAACUCAACAAAAAAAUGAAUGACAACAGUUCAGCAGGUGCAAGCGGACCAGUGAAAAUAAUGGAAAACAGAUCAAAGAAGAGCAGCUUCUUUCGAUGCACGCUGCUUUGAUGAACUCCUUUUAAUAGACUGCAGCAUACCUAGAGAGAAAAAAAUCCCUUUCCUGCUUCUCUGAAAGCGCAGGCUCACCUAGCCUCAGAGCUGUUACCACCAGGCUGCUGCUGAGAGCUCUGUUUGAACGUAGAGUGCACUAAACCAAGAUAAUGGAUUUUGGUUCGCUCUGCUUCUCAACGUGUUGGGCUCCCUCUUCUCAAAUGUGGAAGCUGUGAAGUCAAGUGAGACGCACAUGUGCAGAAGCUAAAUCUUUCUUCAUCACUUUGUUUCACUGCCUGUUUCAACAGCUGCUUGGUUUUUCUUUGCACACUUGUACUAGUCUUCGGUUGCCUGCCAGAGCAGAGUCUUGCCCUUGUUCUUGCACAGCUUUUUUUGUCUGCUAAGCAUUCCUUAGCAUUUUCCCCCAGCUGUAGUAUAAAAGGACCAGAUAGGAUCCCAUUAAAUAUAUAGGGCAUGAUCCAGCCCUUCAUACAUGCAGUGCCCAUGCUCAGAGGAUCCCCGUAGAGUCAGUAGAACUCUGCCUACAGUGAUGCUUGGGCAGCGUAAAAGACUAUUAGAGCUAUGUUUGCUUCCCAUAUCUCCAUCCAGCUGCCCUCAUCUACUUGGUAUAAUUUACUUAUGCUCUGUCAAGGCAAAAGGGAGGCCUUUAUGUGAUAUGGGAGGUGUGCAUGGACCUCCCACCAACCCUGUAGGCCCCACAUAAAGCCUGUGCACUGGAAAUGGGGGGAGGGGCUCAGAGCCCUAUGGAAAUUGAUGCGCACAACUAAUGUUGUCUGCCUGAUUGCCUGGUAUGCCCCUAGUAUUUUUCUCAGGCAUACAAAUAUGUCUGCAACAUAAAUGUGGUUUUGUAACCUGGUGGAAAGCUUAACACCUCAGGCACUUAAAACCUCUAUUUGGGUUAUAAUGGGCUUACCUUGCCAGUUUUGUUUUCCAUAUAAAUAGAUUUGUGUAUUUGUUAAUUAACUUUUUUUCUGAAUGUAGGGUGUUGCUUUUCUGACCAUGUACAGAAAGUGUUCCUUAACUACUUACGACAUCCAACUCACCUGUGACUUCACUUCUAUUUCAUGCUACAUUUAGUUGAAUUGGGGAGCACUCAGCUCUCUCUUAAAUGCAGCAACUGUUUCUACAUAUAAAAAUUUCUUGUUCCUGUUUCAGCCUGUUGAAUAUUGAUAGAAAAGGUGCACAUAGCAUGUGUAAUUGUCCCCUGUAGCUUUCAGUUCCUCUUCAAUAAGGCAGGUGCUUUACAAAAAGCAUUGUUAUUCUGUUGAUAAUGACAUUCAAUGAAUCUUGUAGCAACUAACUGAUACUAGUUCAAACCUUUAGCACAGAUACAAACUUAGCUGCCUUUCUCACUCAGCUGAGACUCCCAUACCUAGACUAUUUCACCAUUAUUUAAAUUAUUUAUAAAAUGUUGGGUGAUUUUAAGAACAGGUGCUUUAGUUCUAUUGAUGUGCCAAACAUGGACCUUUGCAAAGUAUAACUUAAUCUGAACACCACCUCAACCUUCUGAAACAUGCCCCAUUAGCUAGCCAAGUAGGCACACAACUUCAUUUUAGAAGGUCAAGUGUUGGUCUUAAUAUAAUUCUAAGCGUAUUUUGCAUCUUUCAACAUGAAUAGGUUGGCCAUUGGUAGUCAGUAGAGCAUCUGAUUGGUUUCUAGGUUGAGCGGGUUAGAAAAAAAUCAUUCCUAUAGAGUUGUGAAUUUGGGUAUGUUCCUCCACUGCCCAUAUGUUCAUAGUCCUAACAAUAUUGCUCAAAUGACCUCUUGGGUUGUCCCCCAUCUGGCUGAUGGCUAGAAGAGAAGCAUAUCUGGCAGGAAUAUUCAACUGCAAAACACAAGUAUGCCCAAUAGCAUACUAAAACAUUGCAGUUCCUACUUUAUAACACAAAGUGCUUUUUUUAGCCUAAGAGUGACUAUACCCAUGAUGCAUGUCCAUCUUUUUUUAUCACAUCUGACUUCUUUGUAUUGUAAAUCUGUAUCUCGGGAUUGUUUGAAAGCCAAAACUGUCAAGUUCUGUGGUUCCCUUCUGCAGAUUUUCUUUGCUUACAUUUCCUCUUUGUUGGCAUCAUACUUCACAUCUUGGUUCUACAUAUGAACAUAUAGUCUCUAUGAACUUCCCUUUGAGAGAGCCUGUAACUAGUUGAACUGAUAUAAAGUGCUUCUUGAAGCAGCAGCAAAUUGGGGUACCUACUCUGUUUUAUUAAAAAAAAACUUGCUAUUUUCUUACUUCUAGCUAUGCUAAAAUGUACAUAAUUUGAGUAAGACCAUAGGAAAUUCACUUUAAGCUUGUUGUAAGGAUGCCACAUAGAGUUCACUUUGUUUCAUAAUGUUAAUGUUUAGUUUUUUUCCUGUCAAAAGAUUAGUGACAGAAUUGUCCGUUCCCUGAAAAUUCUUGUUUCAUGUGGAAACAACAUUAGUCUUAAGGAAAAGUUGAUGUAGCCUGUGCAGCAGCAUUAAGUGCUAUGGCUGCACUUGGACUUUUUCAUAAUAGUUAAGGCUUUUGUCUACAAAUAGUAUGCCUUGUCAAACAGAUGUGCUGUAUUUUACCAUGUAAACCAGCUAAUUGUUCACUGCAAACACUUUCCUUGAGAGCUUUUGGCAAGCAGGCAUGCAAAUGAAAGUGUGAGGCUGCCUUUGCAUUGGUUGCUUGCUACAAACAUUUCUUAAUCCAGAAUCAGUCUUGUGUAGUGUGGUAACCCUGCAGAAGACAACAUUGCUAUAACCUAGCUAAUAGUUGGUUUCGAUUCCUAACCCUUAUCAUUUCUACAUGAUAUAACCCAUUUGGCCUUGCUGUGUAGAACUCAUUCAUUUCAACAAAGGGUAAUCCUUAAUGCUCUUUCCAGAACAAAAAAUGUACAUUCUCUCCCCAUUCUUAAUUUUCUGUUGUUUACUACUGACUUUAUAAAUGAGAGUGCAACUUUAAAAUGUGCAUCUAUGCUUGUUGAUCUGUCAAAGCAUCUCUCCUCCAAUUGAUCUUUUUAUGGCUUAAAUGCUUGGUUUUAAGUUUUACACAUCUGGUUACAAAUUUGGAUCCCUGUAUGGCAUAUGAAACAUAAAAAUCUUGAACUUUAUGUUCUCUCUGUACAAUACUGUAAAAUACUUGCUAGCCUUUUUUGAGAAGUGUAGUUUUUUUUAAUAAAUGGGGUAUUUAUCUAUCCCAAGUGCAUUCCCACUUCUCACUUGCAAAUGCAACAAAUAAAGUCCAUUAUUUCUGCUAGCCAAAAUGGAUGUUGUGUUAGACUUUUUAAAUUCUGUCAAUAACUUGGUCAUUAACAACAUGAGAGGCUUGUGACAGUGCAUGUGUUUGGUAAUUAUGAAAAGGCCCAAUUUAGAAUGAAUGAAAAAAUUGUAAGACUAAAGGAGCUAACAGUUAAGUCUCUGGUGUCAUAUUUUAGGCUUUUCAUUUCAAAAUACAUGUGAAUACAGGGCCUCUUAGAUACAAUUUUUCCUAGCUUCUGGGCAAUUUGUAGUGCAUUCCUAUGGCCUUACAAAUAUAUUUUUCUGUGCAAAUUACAUUGUUCUCCCUUGGGCUUAUAAUUUUAAUAUGAUAUACUAAAUUCUGAGAAAUAAAACAUGAUCCAAAAGAGCCUAAUUUUUACAUACCAAUUAUUCUGCCAUGUGUGAAGCACAACUGAUCACCCCUCCAAAGGCAUAAAGUGGAAGAGCUCCUGCAGAUAAUGUGGACUUGUCAAAUGGUUAAGUUGUAAACCUAAUCAUUAAUUGUGUACUGAUACUGUAUAAAAAAGACGAAGGGGGGAGGGGUGGUAUUUCAAGUGAACUCUUUUAUAACUAUGUCCAUCUCAAAUAAAAUUACAUAAUUAAGUGUU
Messenger RNA from Rhineura floridana, 4535 nucleotides. RefSeq names its product RAB8B, member RAS oncogene family (gene RAB8B). Gene Ontology annotation, biological process: protein secretion; protein localization to plasma membrane; Golgi vesicle fusion to target membrane. The transcript has 8 exons. The record is from RefSeq and is a predicted model, not a curated record. Gene Ontology annotation, cellular component: synaptic vesicle; plasma membrane; endosome. NCBI's taxonomy places the organism in Eukaryota, Metazoa, Chordata, Lepidosauria, Squamata, Rhineuridae. Bases 82 to 705 code for a protein of 207 amino acids. Gene Ontology annotation, molecular function: GTPase activity; GTP binding.